GACGUGAGACAUCAGUUUCGUCCUAACUUCGAGAUCGAAACGGUCUCGCGACGGUGGUCCAGUGGACGCUACUCGGUUCUCUUCUCUCCGAUUUGCAAAUAAGAAGCGCUCACUUGGAACUCAAACAAGGCCUAAACUAAACGUCUCCACGGAAAUAUUUAGGAAAAGAUGCGGACCCCUCUCGCACUCGUCGUAUUUUUAUACUUCUUGCUGCGGAGCGUCUCCUCUCAAGGUGUUCCCGACUCGGCUUGCACGACAACGAAUCAACCCGGCGUUUGCAUCGGCAUAAGGCAAUGUACACCCUUGCUGAACAUCCUCCGAACCCAAAGGCAAGCUGCAGGGGACUUUUUGCGAAGCACCGUAUGCGGAUACGUGGGAUUCGAUCCAUUGGUUUGCUGUCCGACUUCGACUUCGCCAACCCCACCUACGAGCAACCAGAACCAGAAUAAUGACUCCACGAUUGUGGAGAGUCGAUUUUACGGACCCCUGCUCCCUGAAGAAUGUGGCAUCAGCAACAACACCAAUCAUGGGAGGGUGGUCGGUGGAGAUCCUGCCCCUCUUGGAGCCUGGCCUUGGAUCGUGGCUCUCGGGUACCGAUCGAACAAGAACUUAAAUCAGAACGAAGACAAGCCAAAGUGGCUCUGUGGAGGGACCUUGAUAUCUUCAAGGCACGUCCUCACUGCCGGCCAUUGCGUCUUUGGUCGCAAAGAUUUGUACUUGACUCGUCUUGGUGAUCUGGAUCUGUCCAGAAACGACGACGGAGCCACUCCUGUUGACAUCCUUAUCGAGAAGAAAAUUAUUCAUCCGAAUUACGACUCGGUGAGGUACACCAACGACAUCGCCAUUUUGAGGCUGAACAGGGACGUUACGUUCACGGAUCUUAUUCGCCCGAUUUGUCUUCCCGUGACUGAUGAGAUGAAGAAUAAAAAUCUUGUCCGCCAUUAUCCUUUCCUCGCAGGCUGGGGCUCCGUAUACUUCAACGGACCGUCGAGUAGUCGUUUGUUAGAGGUACAGGUCCCGGUAGUCGACCCUGCGGAUUGUAAACGGACUUUCGAGCCCUUUAAAACGGUUAUUGACGACCGUGUCCUUUGCGCUGGAUUUGCGAGAGGCGGAAAGGACGCUUGUCAGGGUGACAGCGGCGGACCGCUGAUGUACCCCAAAGGACAUACGUUUUAUUUAAUUGGCGUGGUGUCUUACGGUUUCCGAUGUGCAGAACCCGGUUUUCCGGGAGUUUACACACGCGUUACAUCUUUCCUCGAUUUUAUUGAACAGAACUUAGUAUGAGGCAGCCUGGAGAGCCUGCGAGGAACAGCCAAAGUACUGAAAAGUUAGAAAAAUUAGAGGCAGUAAUAAAUAUUUUAUCCCUUCAAGCUCAUAUUAUGUAUCAUCUCAUAUUACACACAUUGAAAGUAUAGCACAAUUAAAAGGAAGUCUCGUUACGAAGAGGA
Orussus abietinus is the source of this 1448-nucleotide messenger RNA. RefSeq names its product venom protease-like. Gene Ontology annotation, molecular function: serine-type endopeptidase activity. The transcript is spliced from 7 exons. The record is from RefSeq and is a predicted model, not a curated record. The coding region runs from base 169 to 1284 and encodes 371 amino acids. Gene Ontology annotation, biological process: proteolysis. Lineage: Eukaryota; Metazoa; Arthropoda; Insecta; Hymenoptera; Orussidae.